Ogataea haglerorum is the source of this 1290-nucleotide messenger RNA. RefSeq lists its product as uncharacterized. The transcript has 2 exons. Lineage: Eukaryota; Fungi; Ascomycota; Pichiomycetes; Pichiales; Pichiaceae. The record is from RefSeq and is a predicted model, not a curated record. Gene Ontology annotation, cellular component: Golgi membrane; endoplasmic reticulum-Golgi intermediate compartment; endoplasmic reticulum membrane. Gene Ontology annotation, molecular function: D-mannose binding. Bases 1 to 1290 code for a protein of 429 amino acids. Gene Ontology annotation, biological process: Golgi organization; endoplasmic reticulum to Golgi vesicle-mediated transport; endoplasmic reticulum organization.
AUGGCGAACUGGCAGUUGUACGGCAACGUGGAGUUCAACGAGGGACGUGUUAUACUCACUCCUGCACCGUCCAUCUCAGAGAAGGACUCUCAGCAAAUAACGAACGGCGCUGUCUGGUCCAAAAACAAGAUCUCGUCAGCCAGCUUUUCGUUGCAGCUCACCUUCAGAUCGGUGGGUGCGUUUGGGUUCACGGGCGCGGGACUUUCGCUGUGGUUGCUUGACCAAGACCCGGGAUCCGACAUCUCCAAUUUUGGCGGACCGUCGCAAUUCUCUGGGUUGCAGAUUCUGCUGGACGCUAAUGAACAGGACCUGGGUCCUGUUUUCAGAGUGUACGUGAACGAUGGUUCGCGGAAAAUCAAUUUGGCACAAGACUAUCUUGGAGCGUACACUUACAGCUUCCAGGACUCCCAGGUGCCGUCCACUUUGAAACUGGGCUACGAGAACAGAAAGCUCAAGAUCACGUGCGACAACAAGCUUCUGUUCGAGACAGAUUCCAUCAACCUGGAUCCGUACUUGAAAAACAUGCGUGUGGGUAUAUCUGCGGCGUCCUUAAGGGACGUUAAGAAGGCCGAACAGUUCGAGAUUCUGAUGUUUAAGUUUUUCGACAAGGUGAUUGAGUCAUUAAAAGUAGAGGCUUCUGAGACGCUGGUUGCCAAGCACCACGAGCUGGAAUGGAGACAAGCCCGACAAGCACAGUUGGCAGAGGACAAUAAGAGAACACGGGAGCGGCAGAGUAGCAGGAGUGCCCCGGUGCCUCCGCGGCCAGAGUCUGCUGAAUAUGACCUGCUUGCCGGACUAGACGAAGUGAAGACCAUUCUCACGCAUCAGACGGCCCCACAGGUUCUGCAAAAGCAGUUGUUUGAUGUGACCAAGUCCAUCAAGAUGAUGAACGAGAAAAAUUCCGUCUACAACACCCAAAUGGAGAAAAGCUAUGACACACUGCUCAAGCAGACUGAGGAGCUCAAUGCCAAGUACGAAGCGCUCAGACAGUUAAUCACUAGACAAAACCAGCUGCUGGAGCUGGUGGAUGAGAGAUUCGUCACUUUCAACAGCUAUUUCCAGGGACAGUCACAAAAGCACGAAAGCAUCAACGACAAGCUUAAACAAUUGCAAGAAUUCUAUGCGAAAGGCUCGCGCCCGUCAGACUACGAGUCUGAAUUCGAGUCUAAGCUGAACAAGUUCAUGUCUGCGGUGAGACUGAUUAUGAUGCCUGUUCUGGUACUGCUCAUUAUCAUGACACUGCUGGUGUAUAAGCUGAGAAACGACAUCAAGCACGCCAAAGUGCUGUGA